AUGAGUGUUAAGGUUGCUGUAAGAGUCAGACCCUAUAACUAGCGUGAGGAAGAAAGAGGUUCUUAGUGCUGUAUUGAUAUGGAUGGGCCAACUACUAUAAUUAACGAUGCUGUUGAGGGCUAAAAAACAUUUACUUUUGAUUACAGUUUUUGGUCACAUGAUGGAUUCGUAAUGAAUGCUGAAGGUUAUGCUGUACCGAAGAAGGGAGAGAGAUAUGCUGACUAGAUGAAAGUGUAUAAUGCACUAGGUAAACAAGUCCUUGAUAAUGCUUGGGAGGGCUAUCAUUGUUGCUUGUUUGCUUAUGGCCAAACAGGUAGUGGUAAAUCAUACUCUAUGAUUGGUUAUGGAGCUAACAAAGGUAUUGUUCCUAUAGCUUGCAAUGAAAUCUUUACUAGAGUCAAUAAACUAAAGAGUCCAAAUAUGAGUUUUGAAGUUAGUUUUUCAAUUGUAGAAAUUUACAAUGAAAAAGUAUAAGACUUGAUGGUCUUACCACAAUUUAGACCUACGGGUGGGUUAAAAGUUAGAGAACACAAGACUCUUGGAGUGUACGUUUAAGAUCUUAGUAAGCAUCCAGUCGACUCUUAUGAAGCUAUUGAGGCAAAGAUGGAUGAAGGCUAUAGAAAUAGAUCUAUAGGUUCAACUCUCAUGAAUGCUACAUCUAGUAGAGCCCAUACAAUUAUUACAAUCGAAUUCAAAUAGAUUGGGAUCCAAGAUGGCAGAAAGAAUGAGAAAUUUUCAGUCAUUAAUUUGGUUGAUUUGGCUGGUUCUGAAAAAGCUGGCCAAACUGGAGCUACCGGUGAUAGAUUAAAGGAAGGUUGUGCUAUUAACAAAAGUUUGACUGUACUCGGUUAGUGUAUCAGUAUCUUGGCGGAUAAAGCACUUGGUAAAGAAAAGAAGACAGUAGUACCCUACAGAGACUCAGCUUUAACUAGAAUCCUUUAAAAUGCCUUAGGAGGAAACUCUAAAACUAUUAUGAUAUGUGCCUUAUCACCUGCAUCCAUUAAUUAUGAAGAAACUUUGAGUACUUUGAGAUAUGCUGAUAGAGCUAAAAAGAUUCAAAACAAGGCAAUGGUAAAUGAAAGUCCCCAGGAGAGAUUGAUCAGGGAACUUAGAGAAGAGAAUGAAAAGCUUAAGUAGAUAUUGCUAAAAGCUGCAAGUGGAGGUGGCACUAUUAAUUUAAGAGAUCUUGGACUCGGUGACUUAAACGAACUUGUUGAGACAAUGGAGCAAAACACUAAAGCUGUUGAGGAGAUGGAAAAGCCAUGGGAACAAAAACUCCUUGAGGAAAGAGAGAGAACUAAAUAAUAGCAUGAAAAUUAUGAGCACAUCAUGGCAAAAGAGGAUAGAACUGUGCCUCAUCUAACUAAUCUUAAUGAAGAUCCUUAACUUACAGGAAAGGUCUACUACAGUUUGAUUGACUGUCCUGUUUAUGUGGGUAGAAAAACUGGAAACCCAACACCUUAGAUUAUUCUAGGAGGAGUUGGAAUCAGGCCAAACCAUGCUUAUUUCUAAGAAAAAGAUGAUGGCUUUAUCUAUCUUAAAGCAGCUGAGGAAGAAGCACUUGAAUACAUCUAGAUUAAUGGUGAAAAGAUGAUUGAAGAUCCAAACACUGGUAUCACUGAGUAAAGGCUGUUCCAUAUGGAUAGAAUUCUAUUCGGCUCAAACACUAUCUUAGUCUUCAAAUACCCUCAAAUGAGCAGAAAGCUUAAGCAAAUUAGAGCGCAGGUCUUAAGAGAGAAUUAAUCACUGACUGAAGAGCAGAUUGAGUAGUUCGCAAAGAGAGUGCUUACUGAAGAUGGAGUGUUCAAAUUCAACUCUUCUAAGUACACUAACGAGGAAGAGGAAACUAUUGCAAGAUAAAAACUAAUGAGAGUAGAUGACUACACUGAAGAAGAAAUUUAGGAAGACAUUAAUAUGGUUGACUGGGACUAUGCAUACAGUGAAAUAUUGAAGAUUGAGGAGAGAAAAAUCAGCAAGUUCACGAAAGAGGCUGACAAGAGAGUGCAAUAGGAAAAGCAGAGACUUGAAGAGGAGCUAAGAAUCAGAUUCGAAGAGGAGUAGCAGAAAAACAUGUAAAGUCUUCAGUAAAAGAUGGAGGAAUAGCAAAAGAAGUCUGAAGAGCUUAAAAGAUAAAUGGAGGAACUUGAGAACAGCAAGUCAGCAGGGUAUGUAACAAGUAAUGAUGGCGCCUAUGUGAGUGAGGAGGCAAAUCGUGAAAAAGAGUAAAUGCAGUAGCAAAUAUAAUUAAUGCAAGAAAACAACAAACAGCUCAUGGAGGAAUACAUGAAGUCACAAUAAGAAGCUCUUUUACUUCAUCAGGAAAAGAUCUAAAUGGAGGAGAAAGCCAAAAAGGAGAGAAUAGAAUUAGAGAAAAAGGCAAGAAUAGACUAACAAAAGAAUGAGAUCAAGUAAUAGUUCAAGCAGAAAAUCAAGGAGAUUGAAAGAAAGAUUGUAGAAGCUAAUGAGUGCGCAAAGAUCAUGAAGAAAAACAUUUCAUUCAGCUACCAGUUAGUCAGUCAAAUCUCAGAUAGCAUUGCUUCGUUUGAAGAUGAUACCAAGACAAAGAAAGAUGAGAUUCAAAUACAAGUGCUUAACUUUGACAACGACUCAGUUCUGAUAUGGAGCACUAAAAAGUUCUUUGACAAGUUGGAGAUGAUGAAAGACAUGAUCAACUCAUAUUAAGAUGGUGGAAGCACCUAGGAUAUGGACCCAGAGGAAGAUCCAUUUAUGGAUCCAAUUGAGCCUUUGCUACUUGGGCAAGUUUAUUUCAAAUUAGAACCCCUUGCAUACUUGAUUGAUAAUCCCUCAGAAAUUUCAAUUAUAGGGUAAAAUCUACAAGUGAUGGGGAAACUAGAGGUCAAUAUCAUUCCUGUUGACUAAGAUGGGGAAUCAGAGGUGCCUGAGGAGCUUAUUCCUGAGGAGCCAGAAGAGUUGAUAGGCUAGAGAAUUGAUUUCCUAGUUGAGAUCAAGCAAGCCACUAAACUUCCUAAGAAUUUCUGUAGAGAUGUGUUCUGUGAGUACAAGUUCUACUUAGGAGAGGAGAAAUACUCAACCACAAAGAUUCUUGGCAGAGAUCAAAAUCCUCAGUUUGAGUACAGAUAUCACCACACUAUCGAGUACUGCAGCAAGAACUUCAUUGAGCAUUUAAUGAAGGACUCACUAUGUAUUAAAUUGUACGGAUUUCCUGAUCUUGAUCCUAAGGAUGCAAAAGCCAUAGAUCAAAAGGCAUCUGAGAGAAAGCCAAAGAAGUCAAACGUAAACAUCAGCUAAAACAGAUCAGGUUACUCAACUUAGGAAAACACCUUCAAUGACGACAGUUAUUCCUCUGAUUAGUCAAGACAGAAACAGGAAUUGCAAAGAAGAUAAUAUGAGCAGCAAUAACUUCAAAGCCAACAGCAGCAAUAGUAGAGACAAAAGUAUUAGUAAGAGGAUCUCAGAAGAUACCAAGAGCAAAUGCUGGAAGGUAAAAUGAGGAAAACAGGCUAGAAAGGUGGUGAAAAGGAUAAAGAUUGUACUAUCUUUUGA
This is a messenger RNA of Stylonychia lemnae, 3525 nucleotides long. Lineage: Eukaryota; Ciliophora; Spirotrichea; Sporadotrichida; Oxytrichidae. The record is from the annotation of a GenBank genome assembly.